AAGAGGAUGUGAUUUUUCGUGAUGUUGACAUUUGUGCAAAAAGAGCGGGUUUCUGCUGAGCAACCUCAGUGCUCUAAAACCUGAACAGAAGCAGGAAUCAGAUUUUCCAGUAGUUAAUUCCAUAUUUCAUUUUAUCUGUAUUAAUUUGCAAGCUUGUAAGAACAAUGACAUGCAGAAGAGGUGCUCUAAUUGUGCUGGAAGGAGUGGACAAAGCUGGAAAAACAACCCAAUGUAACAAGCUAGUUCAAGCACUACAACUAUGUGGUCGACCGGCGGAGAUGAUGAGAUUUCCAGAUCGAUCAACAAAGAUUGGACAGCUGAUCAACGCUUACCUUGAAAAUAAAAGCAAUCUCGAGGACCACACGGUGCACUUGUUGUUUUCGGCCAACCGCUGGGAACAAGUGCCGCUGAUUAAGGAGAAGCUGGCUCAGGGCAUCAGUCUGGUUGUGGAUCGGUACGCCUUCUCUGGGGUGGCUUUCACCAGCGCCAAGCCUGGGUUCAGUUUAGACUGGUGUACGAAUCCUGACGUGGGUCUUCCCAAGCCCGACCUGGUGAUGUUCCUGCAGCUGAACCCCAGCGACGCGGCACUGCGGGGCCAGUUUGGGUCGGAGCGCUAUGAGACCAGCGUCUUCCAGAGAGCGGUGCAGCAGAAGUUUGACCAGCUGAUGAAGGAUCCUUCGGUUAACUGGCAGGUGAUUGAUGCAGCCCAGAGUAUUGAGGCUGUCCACUCAGACAUCAAGACCCACAGCAUAAGUGCAAUCAAUGCAGCAGAGAUUCAGCCUAUCGGUGAGCUGUGGAAAUGAACCUGGACCAAUCACAGCCACCUGUUUUUCUUUAAGUGACAAAUUAAUGAAUCUGCUGAAGACUCUAUUCUAGUCCUGAUCUGUGACAGGAAAGACAGCGUUAAAGACUUGACUACAGCCCUGGUAUCGUGAAGUGAAACCAGGACCCAGACAGUUGAAAAGAGCCACAGACAAAUACUAUGCGUGAUUUAAUUUUAUUUUUACUAUUACCAUUCCUUAGAUCGAUUUAAUCUUUUUACAUUACGUAAAUAAAUAAUCUUAAAAUGA
Messenger RNA from Hypomesus transpacificus, 1070 nucleotides. RefSeq names its product deoxythymidylate kinase (thymidylate kinase) (gene dtymk). Gene Ontology annotation, cellular component: mitochondrion; cytosol; cytoplasm. The transcript is spliced from 5 exons. The record is from RefSeq and is a predicted model, not a curated record. Lineage: Eukaryota; Metazoa; Chordata; Actinopteri; Osmeriformes; Osmeridae. Gene Ontology annotation, molecular function: dTMP kinase activity; ATP binding. Gene Ontology annotation, biological process: dTDP biosynthetic process; dUDP biosynthetic process; dTTP biosynthetic process. The coding region runs from base 165 to 803 and encodes 212 amino acids.